AUGGCCGCAAUCUCUUCGCACAAUCCCUCUAUGGAGGUCGACAUAGCUCCAGAGCUUCAACAGAUUUUAACUUUAGCAAAGGAAGCCGUGCAAAACGAAACUGAUGGCCUCUAUAACGAUUCAGCGCUUUUAUGGCGACAGGCCGCCAGUAUUUUAGUGGCAUACGCUAAUGCAAAUAUUGAUCCCGAUGAAGUGGGAAUUGUUACAAAGGUAAAAUCGUUAAUCGGUUGGUUAGUAUCACGAGCAAUAGAAAACAACAAUGUCAAGCAACUAGCGCCCAAUUAUACAAACAAAGGCGUUUACUUUUUCUUUACUACCAAUUUGUUGAGUAAAAUAGAGCCAGCGAUAAAGAGACGUUAUUAUGGACUGUUUAUUGGCUAUCCAAAAACUAAAGAAGCUAUUACAUCAUUAUAUCGUCACAACUUGGCCAAUUUUAAGAAUACUGUUAGCGAACAAACCAUAGAAACUUUAGCAACGGCCAAUGAUAAACUUCUCUCGCCUAGCGCCAUUGCGAGCAUAGUCAAAUUAGCUUCCACUUUGGCCAAUAAGAUUACUACGAAUGAUAAGUUUCGUAGAGUAGGAAAUCACUUGUACAUUAAAGAUCCCAAUGGUUCCUAUACGUUUGCCGAUGUUUCUAAGGAAGAAGGAAAACCUAUCACAAAGCACAUUUUAGAAAUUGUACCCAUUAAUGAUAAUAAUCUGAUAAAUGCGUGGCGUGCUACACCAUCUGCCAUUACGGCUGAGGAACUAGAACGUUAUAAAGAUGAGGCCAAUUGUAAAGUUCGAUUUUGGUUGAGAAAAUUAUACACAUAA
Molecule: messenger RNA, 813 nt
Organism: Ceutorhynchus assimilis (cabbage seed weevil)
Lineage: Eukaryota; Metazoa; Arthropoda; Insecta; Coleoptera; Curculionidae
Source: the annotation of a GenBank genome assembly